AUGGCGGAACUUUUCGACUUCGAACUUUUGGACUCUGCGGAGGAUUUUGUGAUCCUGGGACCGGAUCCUAUGGAGCAGGAGGUGGCAGCCGCUGAGACUGCCCAGAUUGCGGCUGAUCAGGAUGAGAUGGCCAUUUUGGCCGAUUACGUGAUCCCUGCGGAAGACCCCUGCGGACUUGGAGCGGGACUUGGAGGCUAUGGUGAGCGGCAUCACCUCUCUCUCCUUGCAGACCCCCCCUGGACUGGCAAGUCCUACUUCGGCUCCUCCCCCUACGGCAUCCUCCGUGGUGGCUGUGGACGCAUCGACGGUGCUUCAUGCCCUGAUACCGAGCCUCGCCCGGAUGCGUCAUCCUCCUCCGUGCCGGCCUCAGGGGCAUUGUCGCUGCUGGGCAAGCAGCUGCCGCCGGUGCCUUCCUCGACUUUGCGGACAAGCCUGGACACUGAGGUUCCGGUUGAGCAGCGCUUGCAGGAUCCUGUGACCUACUCCUUUGCCGAGGACGGGAACAUCCUUUUGACCAACGUCAUGGCUGGCCUUCCCUGCCUCCCGAAGAAGUUGGCGCAGCCGCUGCGGAGCAUCCAGGUGGGUGAGAUCGUUGAGCUUUGCCUCAAGUUCGACGUGAGCAAGCUCACCCCGCCGGCCUUUGCCCGCAUUGUUGAGGGCACCCUACGCAUUCACUGCCUGGGCCUCGAGGAGCUUAUCCGGAUGGGGUUCAACCAGAUCCCCUGGGAUGAGGCUGCUGUGCGAGCACUCCUCAACAAGUUGCGCGACACGGAGGCUACCCACACCCUCCGCUGGUUCUCCAAGAGGUUUGGGCUGCUGGACGUGGCCUCCCUGGGUAGGCUCCAGGAGAAACGCAAAGCACUGCAGGACCAACUGACGCCCACGGUGUCCAAGCCUCAGCGGAAGGCCAUGGUCCCCUUGAAGGAAGUGAUUUGGGCACUGGAGUGCGGCGCUGCGGGGAUUCCCCCCCCCCACUGCUCCGAGCCCUGA
Messenger RNA from Durusdinium trenchii, 990 nucleotides. NCBI's taxonomy places the organism in Eukaryota, Dinophyceae, Suessiales, Symbiodiniaceae. The record is from the annotation of a GenBank genome assembly.